Molecule: messenger RNA, 633 nt
Organism: Fonsecaea multimorphosa CBS 102226
Lineage: Eukaryota; Fungi; Ascomycota; Eurotiomycetes; Chaetothyriales; Herpotrichiellaceae
Exons: 4
Coding region: 1-633 (210 amino acids)
Source: RefSeq, a predicted model, not a curated record
AUGGUGUACUAUUUCAAGUCGUCGGCAGUCGAUCCGCCAGCCUUUAUUUACGUUGGCAAAGACAAGGUUGAGAAUGAGGAUUUGAUCAAGUUCGGCUGGGACGAGGAUUUUCACGUUGACAACCUAUCGAGUGCCCAUGUCUACCUGAGGUUAAAACCUGGUGAAUCGUGGACAUCGAUUCCACAAGCUUUACUCGAGGACUGUGCCCAAUUGACCAAAGCGAACUCGAUCGAAGGCAACAAGAAAGACAAUAUCACAGUCAUUUACACGCCUUGGUCGAAUCUGCGAAAGGAUGCCUCCAUGGCUACAGGUCAAGUAUCGUUCCACGACCCGAAGAUGGUCAAGAAGGUCCACGUGCCGGCGAGGCAAAAUCCCAUCGUCAAUAGAUUGAAUAAGACUCGAGAAGAGAAGUUCCCAGAUCUGAGGGCCGAGAGGGAAGCAGACCAAAGGGAGAGACGAAAGGUCGAGAGAAUCGCGCGGGAACAGCAAAAGGCCAAAGAUCGCGAGGAGAGACAGCGACGGGAAGAGCUGAGAUGGCAGAAGGAUCAUGCCUAUGACGACAUGAUGAGGGAGGAGAACAUGGUGAGCAACCAGGACAGGGACCCGACCUUCUUUGAGGACGACUUCAUGUAA